AUGCCUUCCACAAACAACAAGGAGAAGCCGUGGGACACGGACGAUAUUGACAAAUGGAAGAUCGAAACCUUUAAAGCCGAAGACAACGCCGCUGGUAGCUUCGCUGAGGAAUCCUCGUUCGCUACGUUAUUCCCCAAAUAUCGCGAAGUUUACUUGAAGGAAGCAUGGCCUGUUGUAACAAGAGCGUUGGAGAAGAAUGGAAUUGCCUGUACUCUCGAUUUGGUGGAGGGUAGCAUGACCGUGAAGACGACCCGAAAGACCUUCGAUCCAGCAGCGAUUCUUAAGGCCCGGGAUUUAAUCAAACUUUUAUCGCGAAGUGUCCCCGUUCAACAGGCUCUGAAAAUCCUCGAAGACGGUGUCGCAUGCGACGUCAUGAAAAUUAGAAACCAAGUCCGCAACAAAGAACGCUUCGUCAAGCGCCGCCAACGUAUCCUCGGGCCCCAGGGCUCAACGCUCAAGGCCCUCGAACUGUUAACAGACACCUACAUCCUCGUUCAAGGAAACACCGUGGCUGCGAUGGGCCCCUUCAAAGGUCUAAAAGAGGUGCGAAGAAUCGUUGACGACUGCAUGGCGAACAUUCAUCCAAUCUACCACAUCAAAGAACUCAUGAUCAAACGAGAACUCGCCAAGGACCCCACCCUAGCUGGCGAAUCGUGGGAUCGAUUCCUCCCCAACUUCAAGAAGCGCACACUUUCCAAGCGUCGCAUGCCAUUCAAGGUCACCGACAAGACGAAGAAGGUAUACACGCCUUUCCCCCCGGCACCAGAAAAGAGCAAGGUGGAUAUGCAGAUCGAGUCUGGAGAGUACUUCUUGUCCAAGGAGGCCAAGGACCGCGCACAGAAGGAAGAAGUCAUGGAGAAGCAACGGAUAAAGCGCGAGGAGAAGAUGAAGGAGCGGGAGAAGGCUUUCGUGGCGCCCGAAGAGUUGGAAGAGGCCGAGCGAGCGAAGAAGGAAAAGAAAGAGAAGAAGAAGAAGCGGAAGAGAGACGCGGAAGCAGAGCCAGAAGUCGAUGGGUCCGAAAAGAAGGAAAAGAAGAAGAAGAAGAAGAGCAAGUCGAAGAAGGACGAGUCGGACGAAGAAUGA
Aspergillus puulaauensis is the source of this 1083-nucleotide messenger RNA. It is a transcript of the gene KRR1, whose product is annotated as KRR1 small subunit processome component. Gene Ontology annotation, molecular function: RNA binding. The coding region runs from base 1 to 1083 and encodes 360 amino acids. The record is from RefSeq and is a predicted model, not a curated record. Lineage: Eukaryota; Fungi; Ascomycota; Eurotiomycetes; Eurotiales; Aspergillaceae. Gene Ontology annotation, cellular component: nucleolus; small-subunit processome. The transcript is spliced from 3 exons.